Pan troglodytes (chimpanzee) is the source of this 2315-nucleotide messenger RNA. RefSeq names its product regulator of microtubule dynamics 3 (gene RMDN3). The transcript is spliced from 13 exons. Gene Ontology annotation, cellular component: mitotic spindle pole; cytoplasm; mitochondrion. The record is from RefSeq and is a predicted model, not a curated record. The coding region runs from base 262 to 1674 and encodes 470 amino acids. Gene Ontology annotation, molecular function: microtubule binding. Lineage: Eukaryota; Metazoa; Chordata; Mammalia; Primates; Hominidae.
AGACAAGGGGCGGGGCCGGCGCGGUCAUCUCUCUGCGCCUUCCCGCAGGGCGCCGAGCAGCUGGCGCCGCCUGCCUGACGUCACGGUCACUGACAGCGUGAGCCCGCGGCGGCUGCUGCCAUGGUGGCUGGCGGCCGGGUAAGGGUCUGAGUGGAUCUCCUGCCAGGCCAGAGCGCCUUCGGGGGCCGCGGCGGAAGGCCAGGAGUUUGCAGCCAGGGCGGCGGGUUUGUGGUCUGCAGUGUCGUGAGGCUGAGGUGCAGCAUGUCUAGACUGGGAGCCCUGGGUGGUGCCCGUGCCGGGCUGGGACUGUUGCUGGGUACCGCCGCCGGCCUUGGAUUCCUGUGCCUCCUUUACAGCCAGCGAUGGAAACGGACCCAGCGUCAUGGCCGCAGCCAGAGCCUGCCCAACUCCCUGGACUAUACGCAGACUUCAGAUCCCGGACGCCACGUGAUGCUCCUGCGGGCUGUCCCAGGUGGGGCUGGAGAUGCCUCAGUGCUGCCCAGCCUUCCACGGGAAGGACAGGAGAAGGUGCUGGACCGCCUGGACUUUGUGCUGACCAGCCUUGUGGCGCUGCGGCGGGAGGUGGAGGAGCUGAGAAGCAGCCUGCGAGGGCUUGCGGGGGAGAUUGUUGGGGAGGUCCGAUGCCACAUGGAAGAGAACCAGAGAGUGGCUCGGCGGCGAAGGUUUCCGUUUGUCCGGGAGAGGAGUGACUCCACUGGCUCCAGCUCUGUCUACUUCACGGCCUCCUCGGGAGCCACGUUCACAGAUGCUGAGAGUGAAGGGGGUUACACAACAGCCAAUGCGGAGUCUGACAAUGAGCGGGACUCUGACAAAGAAAGUGAGGACGGGGAAGAUGAAGUGAGCUGUGAGACUGUGAAGAUGGGGAGAAAGGAUUCUCUUGACCUGGAGGAAGAGGCAGCUUCAGGUGCCUCCAGUGCCCUGGAGGCUGGAGGUUCCUCAGGCUUAGAGGAUGUGCUGCCCCUCCUGCAGCAGGCCGACGAGCUGCACAGGGGUGAUGAGCAAGGCAAGCGGGAGGGCUUCCAGCUGCUGCUCAACAACAAGCUGGUGUAUGGAAGCCGGCAGGACUUUCUCUGGCGCCUGGCCCGAGCCUACAGUGACAUGUGUGAGCUCACUGAGGAGGUGAGCGAGAAGAAGUCAUAUGCCCUAGAUGGAAAAGAAGAAGCAGAGGCUGCUCUGGAGAAGGGGGAUGAGAGUGCUGACUGUCACCUGUGGUAUGCGGUGCUUUGUGGUCAGCUGGCUGAGCAUGAGAGCAUCCAGAGGCGCAUCCAGAGUGGCUUUAGCUUCAAGGAGCAUGUGGACAAAGCCAUUGCUCUCCAGCCAGAAAACCCCAUGGCUCACUUUCUUCUUGGCAGGUGGUGCUAUCAGGUCUCUCACCUGAGCUGGCUAGAAAAAAAAACUGCUACAGCCUUGCUUGAAAGCCCUCUCAGUGCCACUGUGGAAGAUGCCCUCCAGAGCUUCCUAAAGGCUGAAGAACUACAGCCAGGAUUUUCCAAAGCAGGAAGGGUAUAUAUUUCCAAGUGCUACAGAGAACUAGGGAAAAACUCUGAAGCUAGAUGGUGGAUGAAGUUGGCCCUGGAGCUGCCAGAUGUCACGAAGGAGGAUUUGGCUAUCCAGAAGGACCUGGAAGAACUGGAAGUCAUUUUACGAGACUAACCACGUUUCACUGGCCUUCAUGACUUGAUGCCACUAUUUAAGGUGGGGGGCGGGGAGGCUUUUUUCCUUAGACCUUGCUGAGAUCAGGAAACCACACACAAAUCUGUCUCCUGGGUCUGACUGCUACCCACUACCACUCCCCAUUAGUUAAUUUAUUCUAACCUCUAACCUAAUCUAGAAUUGGGGCAGUACUCAUGGCUUCGGUUUCUGUUGUUCUCUCCCUUGAGUAAUCUCUUUAAAAAAAUCAAGAUUCACACCUGCCCCAGGAUUACACAUGGGUGGAGCCUGCAAGACCUGAGACCUUCCAAUUGCUGGUGAGGUGGAUGAACUUCAAAGCUAUAGGAACAAAGCACAUAACUUGUCACUUUAAUCUUUUUCACUGACUAAUAGGACUCAGUACAUACCUUACCUACCAAGGUAAAAAGAGGGAUCAGAGUGGCCCACAGACAUUGCUUUCUUAUCACCUAUCAUGUGAAUUCUACCUGUAUUCCUGGGCUGGACCACUUGAUGACUUCCAGUGUCCUGGCAGCUUUUGGAAUGACAGCAGUGGUAUAGGGUUUAUGAUGCUAUAAAACAAUGUCUGAAAAGUUGCCUGGAAUAUAUUUUGUUACAAACUUGAAAUAAACCAAAUUUGAUGAAAA